Molecule: messenger RNA, 2360 nt
Organism: Microplitis mediator
Lineage: Eukaryota; Metazoa; Arthropoda; Insecta; Hymenoptera; Braconidae
Gene: fzr
Product: fizzy-related protein homolog
Exons: 1
Coding region: 574-2088 (504 amino acids)
Biological process (GO): positive regulation of ubiquitin protein ligase activity; anaphase-promoting complex-dependent catabolic process; positive regulation of anaphase-promoting complex-dependent catabolic process
Cellular component (GO): anaphase-promoting complex
Molecular function (GO): protein binding; ubiquitin ligase activator activity; anaphase-promoting complex binding
Source: RefSeq, a predicted model, not a curated record
CACACUCGCAGUCCAUGUAAAGUUAAAAAAAGACAACAGACCAAGUCGACAUCCACAAUCCACACUCUCCACACACCAAUAAAUCGGGGGAGGUAUAUCCGUGCUAGUGAUUUGUGUUUUACGUAUACACAUUUAAAAAAAAAGAAACCUUAAACUUAAAUAAAAGUUACCUCCUAGUCAACAAAAAGAUAACAAUUUAAAAUUUUCUCUCCCCCAUAAAACCUUCGCCGUCUGUGUGUUCACUGCCCCGUGUGUUAUUAGUGACUCAAUAUUCCAUUAUCAAAAAAGUUUCUAAUGCUAUCUCGUCAUUAAGUCCGUCAUUAAAAAAAAAAUCGUUUCGUCCAUUAACCAAAAGAAGAAAAUAAAAAAAAAACGAAGCGCACGCAUUUAAAUGUCCAUUUAAAAAAAGUCGUCACCUGACACAUCAACAAUUUUUUAAAUUUCCAUAAGAAAAAAAAUAAAAUAAAUCCUAAAUUUCUAUAAAAAUAAAUUUUUUAAAUUUUAAAAAAAGUGUAAUGACUUUGAGGUUACGUGCGUGAAAAAUUAUAUAAAAAAUAUAUAAAAAAAAUAAAAAUGUAUCAUCACGAGUACGAAAAACGUUUAUUGAAACCCAGCAACGACAUCAGCAAUCAUCAGAACACGAAUACAAUAAAUAAUAAUAAUAAACCAUCGAUAAUAACCAGCAGCAGCAGUAUCACCAUGAGCCCAUCAUCGACUUACAUUUCGCCGUCAAAAUCUUCAACCAGCUACGAUCGUUUUAUUCCACUACGAUCAGGUAACAACUGGCACACAACAUUUUCAAUGAUAACCGAAUCUUCUCGCAACAGUUUGAUCAGCAAAAAAAGUACACGUGAAAAUGGUGAAGGAAAUCGUGACGGUAUCGCUUACUCAUCACUUUUAAAAAACGAAUUACUUGGUGCGAGUAUCGAAGACGUCAAAAAUCAAACAGAAGAACGUGGUAAUUAUUCCUCAUCUAUUUUGCAAGGUAAAAAUUUAUUUAAAUAUUCAACUCCGUCAAAAGACCGUACACUUGACAGCAGCUCGCCUUAUUCAUUGUCACCACUGUCUGCAAAAAGUCAAAAAUUAUUAAGAUCACCGCGUAAAACAACGCGUAAAAUUUCACGGAUACCUUUCAAAGUAUUGGACGCUCCAGAAUUGCAAGAUGACUUUUAUUUAAAUUUAGUUGACUGGUCAUCCCAAAAUGUACUGAGUGUUGGUCUAGGCAGUUGUGUUUAUUUAUGGUCAGCUUGUACUAGUCAGGUAACGCGAUUAUGUGAUUUGUCUGGUGAUGGGAAUAGUGUGACAUCAGUUGCUUGGAAUGAAAGGGGUAAUUUGGUUGCUGUUGGUACCAACGUUGGUUACAUUCAAGUAUGGGACGUUGCUGUUAAUAAACAAGUCGCUAAAUUACAAGGUCACAGUGCUAGAGUUGGUGCGCUUGCUUGGAACGGUGAAAUUUUGUCAUCUGGAAGUCGUGAUAGACUGAUAUUACAACGUGACGUCAGGACUCCGUGUGUUGUUGGUGAACGCAGACUCGGUGCUCAUCGUCAAGAAGUAUGUGGACUUAAAUGGUCACCAGAUAAUCAGUAUCUGGCAUCCGGUGGUAAUGACAAUAGACUAUAUGUCUGGAACUUACAUUCACUGUCACCAGUUCAAACAUAUACGGAACAUCUCGCUGCUGUUAAAGCCAUCGCUUGGUCUCCACAUCAUCACGGUCUUCUAGCAUCUGGUGGUGGUACUGCUGAUAGAUGUAUCAGAUUCUGGAACACUUUGACUGGACAACCGAUGCAAUGUGUCGAUACUGGGUCUCAAGUCUGUAAUCUCGCUUGGAGCAAACACAGUUCGGAGUUGGUCAGCACUCAUGGAUACUCGCAGAAUCAAAUUUUGGUCUGGAAAUAUCCGAGUUUAACUCAGGUUGCCAAGUUAACUGGACACUCUUACCGGGUUCUUUAUCUGGCAAUGAGUCCUGAUGGCGAAGCGAUCGUCACUGGUGCGGGUGAUGAGACUCUUAGAUUUUGGAAUGUCUUCAGCAAAGCUAGAAGUCAAAAGGAAAAUAAAUCUGGACUUAAUUUGUUUACUAGUAUCCGAUAAAUAUUUUUGUAAUAUUUUUUUUUGUCUUGUAUAUAUUUAUUAAUAUAUAAUAUUAUAUUGUUAAGGUUUUUUUUUUUUAGUAUAAGAAUUUAUUUGAGAAACUGCAAUUAUAUAUAUUUUUUUUUUUUUUUUAAAUUACUUGUAAUAAUUAUUAUGAGUGAUUGAUAUAUAAAUAUAUGAAUAUAUAUUUCAAGAAUGCAAUUGGAGUUUUAGUUUUUUUGUGCAAUAAGUUUUUUUUGGAUUGGAGACUAAUUAUUAACUAAUUACCAGUG